AUGUCUGACGCGAACGAGUCGUCCAAGCUACCUUCCGCGACAGGAGCUGCUGUCGCGUCUCCCGACUCAGCGGAUACAGUGAGUCCGCCUCUUCCAGCACGCCAUCAGGGCCACUCAACUGCCAUCGAUAAGCGGGCUUUAGAUGAUGACGCGGGAGACCAUCCUCCGGCUUUGCCGCAUAGACCUCCUCGCUCGAAGAAAUACGGUCUGGAACGUGUGUCCACGGAGGAUUUUGAACUCACCACGCCAAUUGGGUCUCGAAGAGUUGCGAAACAGGGCGCGCGUUCAAGGUCGUCUGCUGAGCCGGCUUCUGACACUAGAAGUCUUCAGCAAACAACCCUAGAUUUUUUGCUGGAGAACCAGACGUCCCGAGUUGUAGGUCUGUUCUACGAGCUGCCGGACGACCUUAAAAUUCCCGACAGUGAAUAUUACACCCAAUUGAAUGCGCAAGAUCAUUUGAUAGAGGUGAGAAGCGAGGUGGAGGCCAAGAACUUCGACAACCCGGACCGGCUCACGGUAUACAAGCUCUGGCUGAAGAGUAUGAAGCUGAAGAAAUUUGAUUCUGUGACAGCGGGUAAUCCGGACUUACUAGCGCAACUCGAGUCGGUGAAAAUCGAAGCUGAGUCUAUCUUUCCACAGCUGGCGUCUGUGUGCGGCAAGUUAGGGGCCAGGUCGCUGCCGCCGCUGAUCAUUCUUAUCCACAGCCGUCUCGAAGACCCCGAAAUCACGUUCAUUCUUGCCAAAUUGUAUAGCAAGAUAGACAUGACAAGAUGGGUCUUUAUGGUUCUGCGCUCCAUAGAAAGGAGAGAUGCAUCAAUAUUAAUAAAGUGGCACCGGCAACACGAGAAUGUCGCGGAGUUCGUCCGCAUUCAGCUGGAAGACGCAGAGUUUUGGAAACAGCUGACGGCACAGGAGCUGGAUUUGGUGGCCCACAGAGUGGUUGUCUAUGGAUUUGACUCGAUUGUCGGCGAUGUUGCUAGUAUGCUGGUUGGUGGAAGGCCGAAAAGCGGUGUCGAGAGCCAGCUGAUUUGGGACGACCAUGAGUAUGAGCUUCUGAACGAGCCGGUGAAAGAGCCGCACGACCUGCUCCGGGAGCAAAAUAAAUUGCACAACUUGCAGGUGGAAUUGGAGACCAAGAGGAGACAAUACACGGAGUUGCUAAAUAACUACAAGCAGCUGAACGAAGAGCGAUUUAGCAACCAAACAAUGAUCAAGAAGCUGGAAUCGAGCAACGGACAGUUGAGGUUGAAGCGCAACGAGUGCGAGCGGAAGCUGAAUGCACAAUUGUCCAACUUUGAGGUGAUUAAGGUGAACAAUGAAAAAAAUGCAGAAAUAGACAAAAUGAACCAGAAACUACGACUCGACAUUGAAAAGGUACAAAGCGAGCUAGCGGAGCUGAGGGCGAAGAAGCUGAGGCACUAG
Molecule: messenger RNA, 1422 nt
Organism: Ogataea haglerorum
Lineage: Eukaryota; Fungi; Ascomycota; Pichiomycetes; Pichiales; Pichiaceae
Exons: 1
Coding region: 1-1422 (473 amino acids)
Source: RefSeq, a predicted model, not a curated record